Molecule: messenger RNA, 465 nt
Organism: Penicillium soppii
Lineage: Eukaryota; Fungi; Ascomycota; Eurotiomycetes; Eurotiales; Aspergillaceae
Product: AMP-binding enzyme domain protein
Exons: 3
Coding region: 1-465 (154 amino acids)
Biological process (GO): secondary metabolic process
Molecular function (GO): CoA-ligase activity
Source: RefSeq, a predicted model, not a curated record
AUGAUUUUCGACUCAAGACUCCCUCUUCCUCCUGUGCCGAGCACGGACGCCUUCACAUAUAUCUUCUACCAGGGCAAGAGGGAGUACACCGAAAACAGGGUACUUUAUCGUGUCGAUGGUACAGACCAGACACUCACAUAUAGGCAAUUGGAACAAAAGAGCCGUCAGUUUGCGGAUGCGAUCCACCGGAGAUACAACAUCGAGCCGAACGAUGUAGUUGCUAUCCUGGCAAAGGACAAGAUUCAAUAUCCCAUUGCCUACUGGGGGGCUGUCGCUACUGGAGCAGUUGUUGCCCCCAUCCCAUUUCCAAGCGAAAUGAGUGGGACCGACGUUGCUGCCCGGCUCGAGCAAGCCAAGGCCAAAAUUUUUAUCACUGAAUCUGAUCUCCUUCAGCUGGUCGGAGAUCGGUGGUCGCGCUUGACCAAGAAUCUGCGAAAUGACUACGAUCCUCCGAAGCAGAACUAG